Plasmodium malariae is the source of this 1212-nucleotide messenger RNA. Its product is annotated as conserved Plasmodium protein, unknown function. The record is from RefSeq and is a predicted model, not a curated record. The transcript has a single exon. Bases 1 to 1212 code for a protein of 403 amino acids. Gene Ontology annotation, molecular function: protein binding. Lineage: Eukaryota; Apicomplexa; Aconoidasida; Haemosporida; Plasmodiidae.
AUGGUAAUCAAAAAAAGGGCGUUGUUUUACCUUAGCAAUCAUUCUGACAAUAUAUGCAGUGUAAAAUUUUACGAUGAAAAUAAUCUUAUAUCUAGCUGCAGCUGUGGUAUUGUUACCUUAUGGGAUUUAAACGAUAAAAAAAGUGUGGGAAAUUAUAAGGUAUCUGAUUAUAGCGCAUUAUACUCAAACACUUUUGAUAAGGAACAUUUUUAUGUUAAAACAAAAGAAGGGUCAGUAAAACUGUGGAAUGUAAAGUACAACAAAUGUAUUUUAAAGAUCAAUGCGAAUAACUUUACUUACGCAAAACCGUAUUCUGUACACAAUGCACUUGUAACACCGAUAAAUCAAAAUGGGGACAUAGCAAUAUACGAUAUAAAUGUUAAACAAAAUUGUGUUUUAGCUUGUAACGGUAUGGACCAAUAUAGGGGUGAUGACAACUGCUGUAAGGACGUACCUCUCUCAGGAAGAAGCAGCAAUUCAGGUAUUAGUAACGAAGGAAAAUGUGAAAAUAUGAAGUCUGAGAUUUAUAAUAAUAGGAUUAUUUACAAUACUACAUGCAACAAUUUUUACAGCAGUAAAUGCAAGGAACUAAUUAUACCAUUUAAAGAGAUAAAGAAAAAGAUGGACAAUAUAGAAAUAAUAUGUAACCUUGAAAACAAAAAUGAGUGUAAAAAGAUGCUGAGCAAUAAUUUAAAAUUGUGUAAGGAUAUAAUAGAUAUAUAUCCGCUACCAUAUUUUGGGGAUACCUUCAUAAUAGCUUGUUAUGAACCUUCCCUAUUUUGUAUUUAUGAUUACAGAAUGACUAAUAAUUUUAUUUCAAGUUUUAUUAUAGAUAUAAAGGAAAAUGUUCUAAGUUAUCAUGUUAACAAUAAUAACUGUUUAAUUAGUACGAAUAAUAAUGUAAUGUAUUACUUAACAUUUGAUAAGAAUCAAAAGGUACAGUUGAAAAAAGUAGCCCCAAGUUAUCAUAGUGCGAAUAAUAUAGUAAUUAGACCUGAUGAUAAAAUAUUUAUUUCUAUUACGAAUAAUACUACUAUUAAUGUUUGUAACUUAUAUGAUAUUAACAUAAUAGAUCAAAUUGUAUCAUAUAAAUUUAAUUAUUUCAAUUUCCUCGAUUUUCAUACUUUUUCUGGCUUCUUUGCCGCAGCUGAGAAAAACAAAAUAUCUCUUUGGACUAACCAGGCUUCUAAUUUCAGUCCUAUUCAAAAAUGA